AUGAUCGUCGAACAACCGGGUUGUGCACCUCACCUAUUCGAGGCGUCCCAAUUGGCCACCAAAUCAGUGAUCGUCUAUUCGGAUAGAGCAGAAGUCAAACGACUGGUUACGGUGGAUCUGCCGAAAGGGAAUCAGGAAAUUGUGAUACAGAAUGUCUCCGCUGUCAUCGAACGUCAGUCAGUCAGAGUGGAUGGUCGUGGGGUCCUAAUCCAAGAGGUUCAGUAUCAGGAGGUACCAAUGGAUAUGACUCAUGAGACGGAUAAAAUAGUGGAGAUUGAACGACAAAAAGUGGAAGUUGAGAAUGAGAGAUAUGCAAUUGAGGAUGAGUGUUGUUCGAUUAAAAAGAGGAUUGAUGUGUUGGAUGGGGUUGCGGCACAGAUUUCCUCUGGCCCCGCCUCCAUGCCAUUCUCCGCUCAAGGGUCCUCCCAACUGCCAGCAUCUGGAAGUCAGCCACACCUAACUCGUCGUCAUACUGUAACUGGACAGGAGCCGAAUCCAUUGUCCAUGAGCACUACUUCAAUGUCAAAUGGGUUCUUCUUCAAUCACGAGUCGCUGGAUAAUCUGGCAAAGUUUUUGAGUUAUUAUGGCGAUGCCGUGCGAGACAUGAAAAAAGAAUUGCGAAAACGUCAACGAGAGACCGAACAGUUAUCCGAGAAGAUUGAUCAGUUGGAUAGACAAUUGGAUCAGUUGAGAUGUUUGGCAGAGUAUGAUUCGAUUAAGAGGUGUGUUUCUGUUUAA
Caenorhabditis remanei is the source of this 738-nucleotide messenger RNA. RefSeq lists its product as uncharacterized. The record is from RefSeq and is a predicted model, not a curated record. The coding region runs from base 1 to 738 and encodes 245 amino acids. Lineage: Eukaryota; Metazoa; Nematoda; Chromadorea; Rhabditida; Rhabditidae. The transcript has 4 exons.